AGAAAUGGAGUACCUACAAAUAUUCCUGAUGUAGACGUUGCAUUGCCAUGGAUCACUGGGUGACGGCGGCUAGCGCCCUGCUGGCGUUCCUCCUGUACUACAACACAUUAGAUGCCGGAUUUGUCUAUGACGACAGACGGGCGAUCCUCUCCAAUCCGGACGUCAUCGGACACACACCGCUAAAGGCACUAUUUGAAAACGAUUUCUGGGGAACACCGCUCACAGACCCAGGUUCACACGGUUCAUAUAGGCCGCUGUGCGUCGCUACAUAUCGGCUCAACUACGCUUUUAGUGGAUUCAAGCCAUGGAGUUUUCAUUUUCUAAAUGUAGUUUUUCACUGCAUAGCGUCAGCGCUCGUUGUUGUUUUGGCCCGCCGACUGAUGCCGAGUUCCUGUAUACGAGUGGGUGCGGCAGUCGCUGGGCUCACCUUCGCAGCUCAUCCAAUACACACAGAAGCAGUGGCAGGAGUCGUAGGCCGAGCAGAUUUGGCGGCUUGCAAUUUGUUUCUCAUAAGCUUCUUACUGUACAGCGAGCACAUCCGAUUACGUGAACAACGCCAUAAACGAUUAUGCAGACAUAUCUUAAAAAAUAAUGUAAUGCGCAGAUUGAGCUCAAGCAAUGAUCAGCCGUUUCGACUAAGUUGCCAUAGCUUGGUCCAGCACGUCAUGAUGAACUUUCGUAGAUUAUUGAAAUGUGGUAAAGCGGGCCCUAUGAAAGUGUUAAAUGCCUGGGAAGCGAAAUCCGAGGCAGUGAGACUGAAGUGUCAGUACAGUGGCAGUGUCAGUGAGGACUCUGGUGAACUGUGGCAGUGGUCGACCCUAGCAGGAACUCUUUUGUUUGCCGCGGCUGCUACAUUAUGCAAAGAGCCCGCCAUUAUGGUCUUGCCUCUUUGUAUAUUUUACGACUAUUUGAAAGGGAAUCGCCCAGAAGAUCUCUACGCGAAGCAACGAUGGCGGAGUGUGUGUGCACUGGGAAUGGGGGGAGUGGCUUUACUGUACUGGCGGCUGCGGCUGACAGGGGCGCCUACGGCUUUCGCCGCCGCUGAUAACCCAGCCUCUCGCGAUCCUUCGUUCCUCACCAGGACAUACACAUUCGCCUAUCUUCCAGUUUUUAACUUCUUCCUCCUUUUAUACCCAUUUCACCUCAGUUUCGAUUGGUCUAUGGACGCCAUACCACGAAUAACGACUCUUUUUGAUCAACGAAAUAUUUCUACCAUAAUUUUCUACGCAAUUAUCUCUAAAGUAACCUGGCGGGCGAUAGUCACCGAAUUUAAGAAACGUCAAGAAAAUUCUUAUAAAGAAGCAAAGUAUUAUAAGAAACAAAAUUGUAAAAAUAAGCACAAAUGGAAUUACAAUUGCAAACAGUACAAUAGACAGGAACCUAUAGACAGAAAGAAUUACCAUGCACCUCACAAAGAAAAUUCGGUUAAGCGGCAAUUGUGCCCUUGCAACGGCUGUAAGCAUGCGUUGACGGAAGAACACACCAGUGCAUGCCGGGCCAUCAAUAACAACAACACAAUGAUGCAUCACUCCGCCUGCGUGUGCCCGAUGGAACACAAUAAGACGAAGGUCCAGCCGGUGCAUAGACAGGUUUAUCGCAGCCCUCAAGUGGCAAUGCUCAUGUCUAUAGCAUUAAUGGCUCUGCCGUUUAUUCCGGCCAGCAAUGUCCUAUUCUACGUCGGAUUUGUGGUUGCGGAACGAGUAUUGUAUAUACCAAGUGUUGGAUUCUGUUUGUUACUUGGCUUAGGAGCUGGUGCUUUGACCCGCAGUUGGCACAAAAGUGAAGCUAAGAGCAGAAUAUUCAUGCUUACUCUGUUAUUGGUGUUGUCGUCCCUGUGUGGGGCUACUUUAAGAAGAAACCUUGACUGGCAUGACGAAGAGAGCCUUUUUAAAAGUGCGCUGCAUAUAAAUUCGCCAAAAGCAUAUGGCAACCUCGGCAGCGUGCUGAGUGCGCAGGGUCGGGUUGCGGAAGCGGAAAUCGCGUUUGAGAGGGCGCUCAAGCACAGACCUAAUAUGGCCGACGUUCAUUACAAUUUAGGAAUCAUACUGCAAAACCAAAGGAGAUACGGAGAAGCUAUAAAGAGUUUUGAAAAAGCGAUUAACUUCCGACCUUCCAUGGCUUUGGCGUACGUAAAUCUCGGCGCAUCGCUGAUGGCGGAUGGGCGCCUCGCCGAAGCAGCCAGCGCGCUCCGCGCCGGCGCCCGCGCUGACGGCGUACGUGUGCGCGAUCGGCGCGAGCACGACGCCGCCCGCGUCUCGGCGCUAGUGCAACUAGCGGCGCUUCAUUCGCAAAGGGGGCACUGGCACAAAGCGCUGUCAGCGUACAAGGAGGCUCUACAAAUACUUCCGACUAGUAACGUUCCUAUUGUAGGGUGGACGAGACACAACCUGUUGUCCAUGGUCGGCGAUGUGCACAUGCAGCUCCAACAGUGGGCGCAGGCAGAGCACAGCUUGCUGUCCGCGCACGUCGCGUCGCCGCACCACGUAGGAACACACGUCGCCAUGGCGAGAAUACUUGCUAGGAAUGCUACCCGGAGUGUGGAAGCAGAAAUGUGGUUUAACAAGGCUCUACUUCUAGCACCAAAUGAUCCGUCAAUAAGAGACCAAUUUGGGAUGUUUCUAAGAUCACAAAGGCGAGUGAGAGAAGCCGCUGAGCAGCACGUUCUGGCAGCGCGCCUGGCUCCGACGGACGGCGUGCGCGCGGCAUCAGCGGCGCGCGCUCUGCGGGACGCGCGCCGCUGUCGCUCCGCUGAGCGGUGGUAUGCGAAAGCUGUGCAGUUAAAACCUGAGGAUGCAGAGUUCCAUUCAAAUUUUGGCGCAAUAUUACACUUAAAUGGCAAGUAUGCGGCCGCCGCAACAUCGUACCGUCGAGCCCUGCAGCUGCAGCCUAAUGAUGAAAUCACCAUCACAAACCUCAAGCGAGUAAAAGCACUUAUGAGUACUCAGCGCAGAACAUAAGGACAAGACAAGUGUGGAUAAAGCAACACAUCAGGUAGUUUAGUGUAUGUCAAUUGCCAAAUAUACAUCGAUAGAGUUACAGAUUUUUAUUUUUUUCUGAUAUUAUUCGAUUAUUUACGGAUUUAGAAAUAAUAACUUACCUAUUUUAAGUUACGGCAAUGUGUAAGGUACGCAUUUCUAUUGUAUGUAAAUUAAUAGUUUCCACGUAACAAGUAGUUAGGGAUACGAAUAAUAAUACAAAUAUUUGUUAUAUUAAUGAUAGGUUAGUAUGGAAUUAUUGCGAUUUGAUUAAUUAUAGGUGGUAUUAUCUGAUCGUAUCAAUAAAUUAUUACGUUAUUAGUUUACCGCAAAGCUCAAAGGAACGGGUAGCCCGAGCGUUUAGCGGUUUGAGCUUUUGGCGAAUGAAUUAAACGCGCACCUAUGUUACGUAAAUUAAAUUAUUGCGGAAUAUGCGGAUAUUGGGCGGUGAAUAGAUUUUUUUUACAUUUUAAAAUGCUCGUAAGGCCUACAGAAAUACGUAGGUAAUGGAAUUGAUUUUAUCAACUUCAUACAUGGUUGUUAUUUUGUUAAAAUGGUUACUACAUACACAACAACUGAGGCAGCGCAGAAUAAACAGUGUAUUUUCAAAAUACUUGUUUUUACAUACAUACAUACAUAGAGACUGUCCAAGUGUUAUUUUAAACGUCGAACUUCCAUGAAAUUAUGGUCUGGUCUGGGCUAUCAAAAUCGCUACCAACUUAGCUUGCUGUAACGUCAAAGUCAAGAUAUUCUUUAUUCAAAUAGGCCUAGCAACAAGCACUUUUAAACUUAACUCUACAUAUUCCUAUAUUUUGGAUGGCCUUAUCUCGAAUCCGGAAUUAGAAAAAGUAAAGCCACUUUUGCGGGUGUGUCUUUCAUAAAGAACUACUUAAUGGUGUAAUCUAUUUCAGCCCAAAGAUAACUCAGUUUUUAAAUUAUAAUCUAUCAUUCAUAAAGUAAAAGUAGUGUCACUACUCGUACCUACUUAUCAUGUACGUGAUAAACUAUUGUUCACUGUCCAGCGGUCUUAAGAUGGUCGCGAUGAUCGCGUUUUUAUCGUCUAAAGUGUACUCAUCCGAAUUGGGGGCUUUUUACUCGUCAAAAUGAUAAUAUAUAGUGGCGUUUACGAGUAUGGUAGCCACGUCUCUUAAAUAUGUCACGUCAAUUAUCCCCCAGUUUGAAUUUCCACAAAGCUAAUCACUUAAAAUUCGACAUUUUAUAUUGAUUUACAACUGUAAUUGAUAUUGCAUAAUAAUUGAUAUGCUAAUUUUUUUUCCCGUUAAUUAUUGCAUUAAUUUUAUGCAGCCCCAUUAUUGUGAUUUCAUAUAAAUCUAUGUAUAUUAAUUAAAGGUCUACGUUACAAUGUUAAAUAAGUAGAUAGUCACAAAAUGUAUAUAAAAUUUUAAUAUCAUAGCAAUUUUAUACAAGUGCAUAUAUUAUUAAGUAUAUCAAUGUUGAUACUUCCUAUACCUACCUGAUUUUAAUACUAAAUCAUUGCUGUUGCAUUUUUUAAAUUACUUAUUUAUGAUUACUGUUUAGCGUCUUCCAUAUAAUUUUGAAAGUUGACUAUUGCUUCUAAUUCUUGGAAGUUGUAAAUAAACAAAGAAAUGUAAAAAUACCUGUAAAGUUCGACUUAUAGCUGACUCCAAAUAAGAGGAGAUAUUAUUAUUUUUAUAUAUAAGCUUAUUUUGUAUCUACAUAAUUAUAUGAGAUAUGCUAAACUGUUUUAUUAAUAAUUCACAUACUGAGUGCCUAUGAGCUUAAGGGUUUUUAAUGAAAGAGUCGUACUUACUCUGAUUUCAGAUGAAACUUUUAUAAUAUGCCAACGAUAUUGACAAGGCCAUUGUGAUGAGUAUUAUGUUCUCUGCUUAGAUUUAGUUUUAGCAAUGGUAAAAAUAAAAUACCUAGCUAGGUACUGAAAACAUUAGACAAAAUUGGCUCAAUGAAUACGAUUGUAUGGCACACAUAUAGUUUAUCAUCUGGUUUGAAAUAAAUUAUAUGUUUUACUGUCGGAAGUAUGGGGGCGUCAAUAACGCGUUAACAUGCGAACUAAGGCGCGGGCGGUUAUUUAGGUAGACGUCCGAGAGCUCUCAGGCUCGGGGGACGAUGCGUAUAGGUAGUAUGAAUCUUCUCACAUGAUUUUUA
This is a messenger RNA of Cydia strobilella, 5120 nucleotides long. It is a transcript of the gene Tmtc2, whose product is annotated as protein O-mannosyl-transferase TMTC2. Lineage: Eukaryota; Metazoa; Arthropoda; Insecta; Lepidoptera; Tortricidae. Bases 48 to 2957 code for a protein of 969 amino acids. Gene Ontology annotation, biological process: protein O-linked glycosylation via mannose. The record is from RefSeq and is a predicted model, not a curated record. Gene Ontology annotation, molecular function: mannosyltransferase activity; protein binding. Gene Ontology annotation, cellular component: endoplasmic reticulum membrane. The transcript has 10 exons.